Molecule: messenger RNA, 2631 nt
Organism: Penicillium brevicompactum
Lineage: Eukaryota; Fungi; Ascomycota; Eurotiomycetes; Eurotiales; Aspergillaceae
Product: putative SNF2 family helicase
Exons: 14
Coding region: 1-2631 (876 amino acids)
Molecular function (GO): ATP-dependent chromatin remodeler activity; ATP binding
Source: RefSeq, a predicted model, not a curated record
AUGGAGGAACAACAGGUGCCUAUGGGCACUCCACCCGAAAGGGACACUGAAAUAUCCCUCGACCCAAUUACACCAACCAAAAAUCUCACCGAGAUCUCCAAGGAUGAGACAGCCAAAGCCUCCAGAAAUGAUCAUCCUGAAUCCCUUGAGGCUAUAUCAGAAUGCCCGUCUGGGGAAAUUGAUUGCCCAGAACCUUUUGAGAGUCUCUUCUGUGAUCUUACUAGCGACCACCCUCCUGGCGAGGCAGAGUUUCGACCACAGGAGACUGAUGAAAACAUUACGGAGAACGAAAACGACAAAGAUUGGUCUCCAGAUGAGGGGCAGGAUACAUCAAAUGAUGCUGCCAGCGAAGGCCCCUCAGCCAAAAACAAAAAAAGACCUCAUACCUCAAAUGGAGGCUUUACGCGACGACGCAAAAAUGAAGUCAAGCGAAUUCUCGGCUCAGAUAACACUUUGGUGACCGAAGAGCAACGGACGAACUUAACAGAGCCCAUUUUCACUGAUCCAGAACUCGACAACCUGAUUUCAGCACACAAUUAUGACGAGACCAUUCAGCAAAAUAACUUGCUUCCCUCAGCUCCAAUUUCAAAAAGCAGGAACAAGAGAGCAGCCCUGGCUGAGGCCGUUGCGGCACUCGAGGCCGGUGGGUGGAUUAUCGCUCGUGAGACUUCCGGUUCUCGGCCCCACGGUGGAUUACUGUGCCAUGAGAUGGGACUGGGAAAGACGUUGACAAUGCUAUCGGUCACUCUCAACGAGAUUCCAUACCUGAACCACCCCGGAGAGACGACACUGAUUAUUGUUCCAAGCACAUUGGUUAGCCAUUGGAUGAGCCAAAUUUUUCUUCACAAAGGUAUCACAGUCAAGGUGGACCGCUACUGUGCUGGGCACCGCACGGACAGACCCGAUCUACUCGAAUGGUUCUCAGAACAACAUAUCGUAAUUACCACAUAUCACGAAAUUUGCAAGUCCUACCCCAAAAUCGAGCAUCCUCAAGGGACCCUCACGGAUGAGCAAUCCAAGCAAUGGCUGGAGAACUUUGAGACGCACCGCGGGGCAUUUCACCAGUUCAACUGGCACCGGAUAAUUCUGGAUGAAGCACACGUUAUCAGGAACAGGGAGGUCAAGGUUUCCAGAGCCGUUCGAGCCCUAAAUGGAGAACGGAAAUGGGCCGUGACAGGAACGCCAUUGCUAAAUCGCACGAGUGAGAUUUACCCCUAUCUCGAGCUGAUUGGGGUACCCGAUUGCUUGGACUUUGGCAACUUUCAAACGUUAUAUUGCGACGGUUCUGAUAAAGCUAAGAAGCGGCUGAAGAGUUUGCUUGGCAAUGUCAUGCAUCGACGAAGCCACAAGAGCAGACUCUUUGGAGCACCACUUCUCAAACUUCCGAAUAUUGUUGGACGAGUGGAAGAAAUCAAGCUCAGCAAGGCCGAACAAUGUCUGAACGACCAGAUAAAGCAAUGGAUUAUUGGUACAGUGAACGGUCUCGCAGAAAAUGAAACAGAACAGUCGAGAUGCAUAUUGGCCGUGAUAACGCGAAGUCGCAUGUUUGCGAGCCAUCUACUCACUGCUCAGAGAUUUCUCGAAUCGGUCCUCAACGAUGAAGCUAUGACCAAAUUGAAGAACAUGAGAAAUCAACCGGGAAUAGACGAAGCUUCCGGAAUGAUCAUAAUGGCACUACUCAGUGUGGUCGAAGGAACUCCCCAAGAAACAACUCUUCCACCUGGCGAUCCGAGCAAAAGUCAAAGACCAAAGCCCCCUGUGGACAAGAGUCUAAUUGAGGAAGUUCGGUCCCAACUCGAGUAUCUUUCCACAGAAGAAAAAUGGUUCGAGCGCAUGGAAAUAUUGACUCGCGAGAUCGUCAAUGUCCAUCUUGCAAAAUGGACAUACAAAGCGUUUUUGGCGACUAUGCGACCUUCAGAUCAAUCGCAAACAGACCAUGGUGUUCUUACGGAGGAUUCCAAUGAGCUUGAACCUGAGCCCGAGCCCGAGCUCGACUGGGUGACAAAGAUUGGUGAUGUGACUCCGGGGGCAAAGACAACGGCAACCGAAACGCAAAUAAAAAAAUGGAUUUCUGAAGACAAAUAUGUCAAGAUUGUUGUCUUUACUGACUUCCUGGCUACCAUGCGGUUGCUUCAAUACAUGUGCGACAAGAACGACUGGAAAUACGCCAUGAUGCAUGGAAGAGUGUCAAUUGCGUCUCGUCAAGCUCAGGUGGAGAAGUUUCGAAAGAACGACGAUGUCAAAAUUCUCCUUGCUACCCUCAGGACAGGCGCAAUCGGUCUCGAUUUGACAAUGGCCAACAAAUCUAUCAUCUAUGACCAGUGGUGGAACGCGGCAAUUGAGCAACAGGCUUAUUGCCGUCUUCACCGAAUCGGUCAGACACGCGAGGUGGAAUGGGUCAAACUUGUUACACGCGGCACGAUCGACGAUUGGAUACUGGAUCUACAGAAGAAGAAAACCCAGGAGAUCAAUGAGUAUAUGAACCAAAAGGGUCUACUCAGCCGAGAAGCAGAGAUUAGUUUUCUGUCAAUGCUGGGAGAAGUCACAGAACGACCUGGUGGUGGAUUCAUGGUCAAACCCACGGAGAACCCAAACGAAGAACCUUCGCCACUUCACGGCAAUGAUGAAUAG